UCUAAGGUCUCUCUACAAAAUCUUAUUACUUUCUUUACUUGCAAUCUCCAAAAGCCAUCACUAUGAUCAGUUCCAAGAAACUCAUCAACAUGGCCAAGAAAUGGCAGAAAUUUGUUAUAAUCAGAAGGAAAAGGAUUUCAUUUCCAGAACAGAAUGGUUGCAGUACAUCAUCAGCAGUUAACAAAGGCCAUUUUGUUAUCUACACAGCUGACCAAAAGCGAUUUGUUAUUCCCCUAUCGUUUCUUGACAACGAAAUCAUCAGACAACUCUUAGAAAUGUCGGAAGAAGAAUUUGGACUUCCAAGUGAUGGACCUAUUACAUUACCAUGUGAUGCAGUCUUCAUGAAGUACAUCAUUUCGCUACUUAGCCGAGGUGCAAGCACAGAACUACAGAAUGCUUUGCUUGUUUCAGUAACUUCAAACCGGUGCUCCUCAGCUUCAUUGCAUCAAGGAUGGAGAAAUAAUCAACUUCUUGUUUGCUGACUUCAUUAUCAGAAUUUUUUUUGUAAACUAUAGAAAGUUAGAGAUAGCUGAUUCAUCAAAUGGUGUAGCAAUGCUAAUCCCUCAUAUAGAAUAGUAUACUCUUAUCAGACAACUAAUUUUAAGUCUAUUUGAAGCUUUCAAAGCUUCAAUUACAAAU
Ipomoea triloba (trilobed morning glory) is the source of this 639-nucleotide messenger RNA. RefSeq names its product auxin-responsive protein SAUR68-like. Lineage: Eukaryota; Viridiplantae; Streptophyta; Magnoliopsida; Solanales; Convolvulaceae. Gene Ontology annotation, biological process: response to auxin. Bases 63 to 482 code for a protein of 139 amino acids. The record is from RefSeq and is a predicted model, not a curated record. The transcript has a single exon.